GUAUGAACUAUAUAACGACAUGUAAUACAUUCAUCGAUACAUUUCAUCGUUGACACUCGAGUGACCGAGUUGUAUUAUCAAAUCAAAAUGUCCUGCAUAAGAUUAGUCAUUUCUACCAUCGCCAUCAUAGCUAGCUGCAGUGCUAGUGGCAUCGGUCACAUCGCUCCUGCCUUCAAGUCCCUGUCAGUGGUGCGAUAUGCGCCGUUCUACAACUUCCCCAACGGAGUGAGGUCUAUACACGCUGUGGCUGCACCAGUAGCGUUACCUCCUCCGGUUGCACGAGCUCCAGUGUUCGCAGCCCCUGCGCCGGUGUUCCCAGCUCCGGCCCCAGUGUUCCCAGCUCCGGCACCUGUGUUCCCAGCCCCAGCCCCAGUAUUCGCAGCGCCAGCGCCCGCACCUGUCUUCCCAGCUCCGGCUCCUGUUUUCCCACCACCAGCACCUGUGUUCCCCGCUCCAGCUCCCGUCUUCGCUGCCCCUCCUCCCGUUUUUCCCGCCCCUGCGCCAGUCUUCCCUGCCCCUGCUCCCGUGUUCCCCGCGCCGGUAUAUCCUAGGAUAGCCCCUGCUUUCGCUCCAGCGCCUGUUUUUGCUCGUGCAGUACCUGCAUUGCCAGCCGCUCCGUUCUCUCCCAUCGUGAGGCCUGUAGGAGUGCCGCAGCCAGCUCCACUAUUCACUCCUGCUUUCGGCCCCGCGCCUGUGGCUGUAGCCAGGGCCCCCAUCAGUGUAUCUCCCUUCGCUCCUGUACCGUAUGGCCCAGCUCCCGCCUUUAAACAAUUUGCGUGGAAAUGAAUCUAGUCUUGUUUAGGUGUUAUAUAGUGUAAUGAUUGUUUUCUAGUUAAUGUAGUCAUUUUUAUACCAAAUUUUGUAAAUAAAUUAUGAAAAUAUACAA
Helicoverpa armigera (cotton bollworm) is the source of this 886-nucleotide messenger RNA. RefSeq lists its product as uncharacterized. The transcript is spliced from 2 exons. Lineage: Eukaryota; Metazoa; Arthropoda; Insecta; Lepidoptera; Noctuidae. Bases 88 to 786 code for a protein of 232 amino acids. The record is from RefSeq and is a predicted model, not a curated record.